Zingiber officinale is the source of this 1134-nucleotide messenger RNA. RefSeq lists its product as uncharacterized. Bases 99 to 797 code for a protein of 232 amino acids. The transcript has 5 exons. Lineage: Eukaryota; Viridiplantae; Streptophyta; Magnoliopsida; Zingiberales; Zingiberaceae. The record is from RefSeq and is a predicted model, not a curated record.
CGUGGGAUCGGAGAUCGGAGAUCGAGAUCGGAGAUCGUGAUCGUCCCAUCUCAUUUCAGUCGCUCUUCCGCUUCGCAAUCCUAGUAAAUCCGUCGCCGAUGACGAGCAAACGUAAGAUUCUUCCCCCCAUCCGUCGCACCUUCAGCUUUCACUGUGUCCCAGCUGCUGUUUACGCGAAGCAAAAACAGGUUGCCCCCAUACCUUAUUCAGCCAUAACAUCAAAAGCAUCGGAAAUACCUAAUUCUGCCGGUUCAAACUUGAUGAAAUUAGGGAAUCCUAGCUCUGUGAGCAUUGUUGUCAUCAUACCUGAUUCAUCAAAAGCAUCGGAAAUAACCAAUUCUCCCAGUUCAAACUUGAUGGAAUUAGGGAAUCCUAGCUCUGUACCUGAUUCUUCGACAACAUCAGAAGCAUUGGAAGUUACCAUGUCGCCCGGCCCAAACUUGAUGGAAUCAGGGAAUCCUCGCUGUGUUCAUUUGGCAGAUGGACUUAUCAUUCAGGCUGUUGCUGCUGACGCAGCUGCUCAAUCUCCUAAGAAUGGAGCCAACUUUGAUUGUCCCGUAUCAAGAGAGCUUAACCAAAAUCCAUGCUUGAAGUCGAUCCCAAAUCAUGGCAAAUUAUAUGAAUUUGUGGCUAUGAAGUAUGAUACAAGUAGAAGUGAUAUUGUUUCAUGCAAUUCAUGCUCCACUGAGUCCAGUUACGACAGUUCCAUGUCCUCCGAAUCCUUCGAUGUGCAAAGGGAAUUGCAGGAAAUGAGGGAAGAACAUGGAGAAGAAUUGUCUACAGUUGGAGAUAUUUAAACACUUAACUUCUCAAGAACAUUCUGUGUCUAUAUUGCGUUGUUUUCGGUUUUUUGUUUUUUGGCUUCACAUUCCAUCCACUAAAUAAAUUCAUGAAGCGUGGUAACUGCUGACCAGCAGUACAAUUGUUAUAGGUGUGUCUUGUAUGAAAAUUGAACCCCGGUUAUUUAGGAAUGUAUUCGGCCUCUUACCCUCACAUCAUGCACUGGGGGCUGCUCUGUGUGUAGUUGUGUACAUAUAUAUUUGAGCGUUGGAAAUGGUUAUUGCAUGUCAAGUUGAACAAUGUUUGUGUUGGAAGAGGUUAUAAAAUUUGAAUCUUAGAUUCAAAUUCUUUGGA